AUGGCCGCCAACAGUACGGAGACAGUGGGCUGGUAUGAUGCUCCUAAUGUUCGAGGCUCGAUUGACAUCCUAUGGGGCUGCGUCUUGGUCCUCUCCACCGCCCUGUGGACGGUUCUGCACCUGAACAUCCCUGGCCCGAAUGACAGCUUGCUGGUGGUCAUCAUGCGCAAGGUCCGCUGGGGCAUUUUUGCCAUCUUGGCCCCAGACUUGCUGGUGUACUUUUCAGCCAUGCAGUGGGAGGCUGCCACACAAGCCGUCGACCAGAUGCAUCGGCUCGGGUACAAGCACUGGACACUGAAGCACGCCUUCUAUGCCAACAGUGGAGGCUUCGUACUGCGCUCGAUCGAUUAUCGCCCCUUUCCGAUCACUUCGCCUGCCCUUCAGUAUCUCGUCGAAGCAGGCUAUAUCGAAUGUCCGACCAUCACCGAGGAGGAGAUUUGGGACAAGAGCAAGGCGGAUACCUUCGCGAAAUGUGUGGCCUUGGUGCAAACCGCGUGGUUGGCGGUGCAAUCGAUCGCACGGGCGAUUCAGGGGCUAGCCGUCUGCCCGCUCGAGCUCUUCUCCCUCGGGUUUGUGCUGUCAACCAUGAUGAGUUACUAUUUCUGGAUGCACAAGCCACAGAAUGUGAAUGUGCCCACGUACAUCGAUCUGAAGUACGGCAGUGUCAAGGCCAUCUUGAACCAAGACGGCAACACCCCUGUGGACGAUUUCCAGGAUACCCCCUUUGAUUUUGCGGAAAAGCCGAUGCAGCGGUGGCACCGUCGACCCACGCUGGAGAAAUUCGGACUGGAGGAGGGUCCGCUGCAGCGGAUGCCGGACGACAAGAUCACGGUGAUCAAUCUGAGCCGCCAAACGUGGAUCCUGGUGACCGUGCAAGCGAUGGUCCACCCUGCAAUCCACCUCCUGGGAUGGAACCACCUCUUCCCGACGCCGACAGAGCGGCUGUUGUGGCGCAUCGGUGCCUUGGUCUUGGCCUCGGGGCUUCCGCUCGCUACCACGGUGCGGAUCACCCUGAUGGCGCUGGGGUUCAAGGGUCACCGAUCGCUGGCCUAUAUCUGGAUUCAGCCCACGGAACGACCGGCGGGAUGGCGACCCUGGGUGCUGGAUAUUAUCUCCACCUUGAUCAGUGGAUGCUUGGUCCCGGCGCGACUGUAUAUCAUCAUCGAGGCGUUCAUCUGUCUACGACGACUACCUGUCAGCUCAUUUCAAACAGUGGAGUGGACUGCCUUUAUACCUCACGUAUAG
Messenger RNA from Aspergillus homomorphus CBS 101889, 1245 nucleotides. RefSeq lists its product as uncharacterized. NCBI's taxonomy places the organism in Eukaryota, Fungi, Ascomycota, Eurotiomycetes, Eurotiales, Aspergillaceae. The coding region runs from base 1 to 1245 and encodes 414 amino acids. The record is from RefSeq and is a predicted model, not a curated record. The transcript has a single exon.